Molecule: messenger RNA, 1951 nt
Organism: Monomorium pharaonis (pharaoh ant)
Lineage: Eukaryota; Metazoa; Arthropoda; Insecta; Hymenoptera; Formicidae
Exons: 7
Coding region: 473-1951 (492 amino acids)
Source: RefSeq, a predicted model, not a curated record
CCAAAUAAGUUGCCUGUAUCGAUCAGUCCUACCAAAUACCUUAGCCAAUCACAAACAUUCUAAAUUUGAAAUACAAGCGUUUAAACUUGCAGUGAACGACAAUUACUUUACAACAAUCGUACGUUUGUAAAACGCAACAUAUAGCUGAUUCUAACGAAAUAAAUAGAAAAGCGAUAAGCUAGCUUCUAAAGAAAAGAAAAUUCACAAGAAAUUUAAAAAAUUUAACGAAUUCUUUUUAGAUUUGCCAAAUAUAUGCUAUUAUUGUGUUUUAGAAAAUUAAAGUGUAUAGCAAUUAAUUUUACAUUCUAAUUAUAUGAAAACAGAUUAUUGCGCAAUUAAUAAAUCACCUUGCUGUUUUAUCGUAUAUACUUUAAAUUAAUCUAAAUUUAUAAAAAUACAGAAAAGACGUUCUGUCUCCUCUCAUCCUUCACAAAUUUUGCUCUUAUUUUCAUCGUGCGACCAACAGCUAAUUAUGGUUUCCGUCGCAAAAAUCUUCAAUGUUACCAUACCGCAGAGAAACGGUCUCUGUUGCGCGAUCUGCAAAAUCGUGAAUUGCGAAAACGAUCCCACGAUCUACUCCAACUAUUGCGGAAGCAGACUCAAGUGCGGGCAAUUUCUGCGACAGACUCCUCAGACGAUGGCCGCUCCAAUAGUUAAUCGGAAGCUUCUCGAGUCCGGCUGCUCCCUGUACAUCAUCGUCGAGAGGGACUUCUUCAAAAGCAGUAUAUUCCAGGACCAUUGCGACGCCCUCAACAUACAGGUGGUGCGUGUCCGCAGAGUUCUCUUAUCCGUAGCUUACAUUAAAAUUAUCUCUUUUCUCGAAAUGAAUCACUCGCGUGAAAUUCAUGUUGCGCAGAUGGACGUAUGCGAUCCCAUUCCGACUUGCGUUUACAAGGCUUGUCUCCUUUAUACCGUGGAAUACAGGCUGGCACCGCAGUGGAACAAGGUCGGAUUUUACCUCGUCGAGGGUCGAGACUUCCUCAGCUCGACGGGAAGCGUCCACGCGAUCACGCUGAAUAUCAAAAACAUCCGCGAUAAUAGUGCUCAGUUUCACGUGGAAGCUGUAAAUCUCAAAAUACCAUUUCUGAGAUUGAAUGCCGCACGCCGUUUGCAACAUGACUUGCAGCCGCCAGUACGUGUCCUACCGAGCUUGAAAAUGGCGAACGUGUUGAGUAUAUCGAAAGAAAUUAAAGAAAAUCACCUGUUCAAGGAUUACGAGGAUCUGCGCGCAUAUUGGGAAAAUGUGCACGGUUAUAUAUUGCCAGAUUACGAGGAAGGACUUUUAUUUUACGAUAUCGAGUUCUAUUAUUUUAAGUCGAGCGUUUUCGUAUAUCCUGAAACGUGCUUAAUCUCAGGACCUCUAGAAAUUCUUUCACCUACAAUGGAUGCAGUAUCCAGGAUUUACAAAUUUGUAGGAGAUCUAAGAGGAAGAGUGACAAAACUGUGCGGACAGCAAUUGGACAUAUGCCCAGAAAAUAUGUAUCAAGCAGCUACCUUAGCUUAUACACCAUUGUCAUCAAAAGUUGAUAGAUUUUCAGUCUGCGAUUCAGGAUAUGGCACACUGUCGAGAAAAACUAGAAAUGUGAUAUCAUUGCGUCAAAUGUUUAAUACAUGUGAUAUUCCUACAAAACGGUCACGAUUAUCGUUACCAGGGAUGAAUAAUUCUCUUACGUGCGAGACCGAGGACGAUAAUUUCGAUCUUGGAAUCAGUCCAACGAGUUCCACGAGCAACUUUAAUAAAUUGUUUAAAACUACUGAUAACAUUUCGACGGUAUUAUACGAUGAAGAUAAUGCUAUGGCCAGCAAACCAAUUGUACAGAAAAAUGAACGCAAGUCGCAUUAUUUUGAGCAAGAACAAGAAUCCGAGAGCAAGUCUUCCACGGAGCUGGCAAAUGAAGAAGAAAAAUUCGAUAAAGCGAGUUUAAAGGAAAAAUUGUUAAAGAAUAUUUAA